ACCGUUUCAAAGUCGGACAAUUAUCUGGUUUUUUUUACUUCAACUGUAUAAGAAAAACAAAAUUGUUAGUACCCAAGUCAAGUACGUUUUGCCUUUAAGCACUCAGUCACUGAAUCCAAUAAAUUCCCCGCGUUACAAAAUCUGUUCGUUUUUUUUUUCUUCUGUUUUCAAACUGUCCGCUUGACAAACGGUUUAUGCAAUGAGCAAUAUCGUUUCAAAAUCUAAGUCCGAGUAAAGUUUUAAAAUUUUAUAUUACUUUAACAGUAGUUUAUUUGUUGAAAUGGAAAAUUAAAAGAAAAUGGGAAAAUUAAGCGGAAAAAUUGCUAUAGUAACAGCUUCUACGUCCGGAAUUGGGUUGGCUAUUGCGGAACGUCUUGCUGAAGAUGGAGCUAAAGUAAUGAUUAGUAGUAGAAAACAGGAGAACGUUGAUAAGGCCGUACAGAUGUUGAAAGACAAAGGCCUGGAUGUGUCAGGUGUAGUGUGUCACGUGGCGAAAAGGGAACAUAGACACAGAAUGAUAAAGCAGACAAUGAAAGAGUUCGGGGGUAUAGACCUUCUUGUAUCAAAUGCCGCUGUCAAUCCUAUAUUUGGUCCAAUAUUAAAUGCAACAGAAGAAGGCUGGGAUAAGAUAUUUGAAGUAAACGUCAAAUCAACAUUUUUCCUGAUAAAAGAAGUAAUACCUAACAUGGAAAAGAGAGGGGGCGGUUCUGUUGUCAUAGUUUCCUCCAUAUCCGGCUAUAUUCCUGUUGGCUCCACGUUCACAGGGGCAUAUUCAACAAGCAAAACUGCCUUGAUAGGGCUGACCAAGACGUUAGCUGAACAAUUAGCAACGAUGAAUAUUCGUGUAAAUUGUAUAGCACCUGGUCUUAUAAAAACCAAAUUCAGCGAAUUGCUAGUAAAAGCUGAAGGCAAAAAGAUAUUAGACUCAAUUUAUUUGAAAAGAUUUGGGGAGCCGCAUGAAUGUGCUGGAAUUACUUCUUUCCUGCUUUCCAAUGACGCCUCGUUUAUUACAGGGGAAACUGUGAUCGUAUCUGGUGGUAUGGUGUCGAGACUAUAAUGACCAAACGACAACUAAAUAUCUAACUUUUUUUCAAACUUCAUUGGCUCUCAUCCAGGUUAACAAUGCAAUAUUAAAGGAACGUGUCCUUUCAUUAACAGUGGGUUUGUAAAUAAAGAUAAUACUGUAAAAGUAAUUUAUAAUUCAUAUACACUCA
Ruditapes philippinarum (Manila clam) is the source of this 1214-nucleotide messenger RNA. Its product is annotated as dehydrogenase/reductase SDR family member 4-like. The record is from RefSeq and is a predicted model, not a curated record. NCBI's taxonomy places the organism in Eukaryota, Metazoa, Mollusca, Bivalvia, Venerida, Veneridae. The coding region runs from base 299 to 1057 and encodes 252 amino acids. The transcript has 8 exons. Gene Ontology annotation, molecular function: carbonyl reductase (NADPH) activity.